Molecule: messenger RNA, 870 nt
Organism: Vicia villosa (hairy vetch)
Lineage: Eukaryota; Viridiplantae; Streptophyta; Magnoliopsida; Fabales; Fabaceae
Product: RING-H2 finger protein ATL78-like
Exons: 1
Coding region: 61-714 (217 amino acids)
Biological process (GO): protein ubiquitination
Molecular function (GO): transferase activity
Source: RefSeq, a predicted model, not a curated record
CUAUAUAUAAUCCCAAGUUCUAAAUAACAAAGUCAUAAGUUCCCAAACAAACAAAAAAACAUGUAUGCUUCUACUUCCUUUACUUCACAGCUUGAGUUUCUUGUGGAAUCCCACACAAGAAGGCUACUCUACCAAGGCCCAAUUGAUCAUCAAUCACUAACCAACUCUGCUGUUCUCACACACAACAGUUCAACAAAUUCAUAUUUUGGUAUUAGCGAAACUGAAGCAAAUGUUGUGAUGAUACUUGCAGUCCUAUUGUGUGCUCUUAUUUGCUCACUUGCAUUAAACUCCAUCAUAAGGUGUGCUUUAAGGUUUUCAAACGUAGCCAUCAACAACAGCUCUUCACCUCAAUUGGCCAACAAAGGAAUCAAGAAGAAAGCUCUCAAAACAUUCCCAACAGUGAGUUAUUCAACUGACCUGAAAUUACCAAGUUUGGAUACGGAGUGUGUCAUAUGUCUCUCGGAAUUUACAAAGGAUGAAAAGGUGCGGAUUUUGCCUAAAUGCAACCAUGGUUUUCAUGUUUGUUGCAUUGACAAAUGGUUAAAGGAACACUCAUCAUGCCCCAAGUGCAGACAGUGCCUUCUUGAGACUUGUCGAAAGAUUGUUGGAUCGGACGCACCACCACCUAUGUUGCCGAUGCCAGAAACUAUUAUAACAAUUCAACCAUUAAACCGUGAAGCUGUUGCGCUUAGCUAUAGGGAAGAAAGCAGAUAAAUUUUCAUUACAGUUUGAAACAUUUAGUUGCUUUAGGUUGUGCCCAAAUGUAAAUAUACGAUAGUUAAAAUGAUCAGUGCUAUUGUUUUACAACAACAUUCUGCAAUAGUAAUUAUUUGAACCAAAAAUAUGAAUGCUUUCAAAAGAAUUUUUUAA